AAGACGUUUGCGGGAGUUUUUUGUGCGCAUCUUUCUGCGCAAUCGAAGCUCUUCAAUCGAAGGAGUCUGGUAAAAUGGGAAGGAAUGUUGGUAAAAUCAGGUGGCAAAUGCUGGCCGGGCCAAAGGACAAUUAUAAUUUAUGAAAGGCAUAUCAUUUUCUUUGUUUUUAUAAAAAAAGAAUAAGAUAAUAAAAUUUUAAUUUAUCUGAAAAUUUCAGUUCAAUUAUAUAGGUAUUUUGUAAGAAAUUUGAAAAAAAAUAAAAUGUGCCCGGUUGUAAAAAGGUGCCUCAUUUUACCAGGACACACAAAGAUGGCGCCGUAGAGAUCUGACAUCGUCUGUCAAGCGGUCGAAACAUGUUGAAAAUGACUGAUCGCGAUCGAGUUGGGGGGAGAUUUGUGAAAAAGGGUACAAUGAAUAGAAGAUUAAACAUGAUGAAGAUACGUGAGGCUACUGUGACUCAAAAUGUUGCACAAACAGAAGGGCACACAUGUGAAUCGAAUGAUGAAUCAUGGAGAAAAGGGAGGCGAAUCGUUGAGUUGGAUCAUAUGGCGAAACAAAUGAACUGUUGGGAUUGUGGGCACACACUGACUUUAAAUAACAUCGUAAAUGAAAGGCGUCAAGGGUUUGCUUCAAACCUGACUAUUACCUGUGAGUGCGGUGUUCUGAAUGAAGUAACAACUGGCAAGUCACACAGAGUUAAUAAACGCGGACCUGCUGUGUUUGACAUAAACACAAAGGCAGCUUUAGGUAUGCUUCAUAGUGGAUCCGGGCACACACAGGUCACCAACUUUAUGUCUUCCAUAGAGAUAGAGGGUAUGCACCAUAGAACUAUGAAAGCCCGUGAGUGUGAAGUGGAGCCACAUAUCCAAUCUGUUGCCCAGCAGUCAUGCAGUGAGGCCUUAUUGGAGGAAAUACAGGGCAAUGUAUCAGCAAGAAGUGUAAAUGAAUCCAAUGACGGUCAGCAGGCUCGCAGCUCUGGGGAGUUUAAGUACGACAUGGGAUGGCAGAAGCGUGGGUCAGGAAGGGCCUAUAACAGUAAAUCUGGAGUGGGAACAUUAAUCGGCAACAAGUCCGGGAAAAUAUGUGGCUUUGGUGUUCGAUCAAAGGAUUGUCGCAAAUGUUCCUUUCAUACAAAUAUGGGGAAAACUCCUCCAGAACAUAAGUGCUGUAAAAAUUGGGAGGGCUCGUCAAAAGCAAUGGAGAGUAACGUUGCAGUUGAAUUAGUGAACAAAAUUGAAAAAGAAAAUGUUGAAGUAUCAGUGUUAGUUAUGGAUGACGACUGCACAACAAUGACACGAAUCAAUGAAGAAAUUCCACAUCCGGUGAUCAAAUGGAGUGACAUUAGUCACACUAAAAAGCAUCUUGGUAACAGUUUAUACCAACUACAAAAGAAACACAAGAAUUUCAACAACAAUUGUGUCAAGUAUUUUCAAAAAUGCUUCUCUUACGCUAUUGUACAAAAUAAAAAUGAUACAGAAGCAUUAAAGAAAAACCUAAAGCAAAUAGUGCCACAUGCUUUUGGAGAGCAUGACCAGUGUGACUCAAAAUGGUGUACUUAUAAAACUAAUCCUGAAGAGUUCCGCCACAAGUCCCUUCCAUCUGGAAAAGAUCUACAGGGUGAUGAAUUAAAAAAUGACCUGAACAUUAUAUUUGAAACAUUUAUCAAUAAUGCUCACAAGAUUUCCCCUGCUGCAUCUACUAGAGAUGUUGAAUCAUUCAAUAAUUCAAUUGCUGCAAAAGCCCCCAAAAGACUGCACUAUUCUUCAUCAUCUAGUUUGCAAAAUAGAGUUAGUUGUGCAGUAGCAGAGAAAAACAUGGGCUCAACAUACGUCAACAAAGUUAACGAACUGGUGGGUGUUUCGCCUGGACGAGUUUUUCAAAAACUUGCAGAAAAAAAAGACAAAACGCGCAAACGCAGACUCGCGUAUGAAAAUACAAGAGAAUUCAAAAAAAGAAAACUUGAAAGAAAAUUAAAAAACAGUACCAUGAAUUCCGCUUCUCAAAUUCGGGAAGGAGUAACUUAUCAGUCAUCUGUUGAUUUGACACAAUCUGACGGCGAGUUUGUCAAAGAAAUACCUGCUCCAAGCAUUGUACCAACUGUCACUCCAUGUAUAUUACCAAAGAAAUAUACCUUUGUGUAUUGUGACAUCGAAACAACAUCUCUUAAUAAAACGUGUGAUAUCAUUCAGAUUGCGGCUGUUUCAGAAAAUGGCAAGUUUUCGAAAUACAUCUUACCUAGUCAACGAAUUUCAACAGCAGCUUCUCAAGUCACUGGACUGACUGUUCAUGGAAAUGUUUUGCAUUUGAAUG
Saccostrea cuccullata (small rock oyster) is the source of this 2310-nucleotide messenger RNA. RefSeq lists its product as uncharacterized. The annotation marks the transcript as partial. The transcript is spliced from 4 exons. NCBI's taxonomy places the organism in Eukaryota, Metazoa, Mollusca, Bivalvia, Ostreida, Ostreidae. Gene Ontology annotation, molecular function: nucleic acid binding. The record is from RefSeq and is a predicted model, not a curated record.